Rosa chinensis is the source of this 729-nucleotide messenger RNA. RefSeq lists its product as uncharacterized. The transcript has a single exon. The record is from RefSeq and is a predicted model, not a curated record. Bases 1 to 729 code for a protein of 242 amino acids. Gene Ontology annotation, molecular function: nucleic acid binding. NCBI's taxonomy places the organism in Eukaryota, Viridiplantae, Streptophyta, Magnoliopsida, Rosales, Rosaceae.
AUGUCGUUACCAAACCCUAUAUACCAUAAGCAUAAGAAGAUACUCGCCGAAAACCCUCGCCAGUGGCAUGAAACACUGUAUGAGACACUAUGGGCUUAUCGCACUUCCAAGCGGAACCCUACUACCACCACACCCUAUGCUCUGAUGUUUGGCCAUGAUGCAGUUGUCCCUUUAGAAAUCAAUGUCCAAUCACUACGCGUGCAGGAUCAACAUCAUUUGAUUGGUGAGGACUAUGUCCAGGCUAUGUGGCAGGAGCAUGAAGAUCUUAGCGAGAAGUGCUUGGAGGCUUUAGACAGCUUGGUGAUGGAAAAACAACGUGUCGCUCGCGCCUAUGAUAAGAGGAAACACGGGCAUAGUUCCAAGGAGGGUGACCGUGUGUGGAAAGCAGUCUUACCACUAGGCGAGAAGUUGACCGGCCGCGGUAAGUGGACUCCGCGCUGGGAAUGUACCUUUGUGAUUCAUCGAAUUCUCGAUCGCAGGGCCUUUCACCUUAAGGAUCUGGAUGGUGAACUCCAUCGAAACCCAAUCAAUGGAAGGUUCUUGAAGAAAAAUUACCCAAGCGUCUGGGAAUUUGAAGAUCCCCAAGACCCACUUGUUCCUGGGGCAGGGGCCAACCAUAGUCUUACUAUGUUCACAUUCUCCCUUACAUUUAGGCCUCCUCAGUGGCCUCAUUCUCAUGUAUUCGCUUCACCUAGUAAGACAAAGGGGGGCAACACUCUAUGCAUUUAG